Molecule: messenger RNA, 886 nt
Organism: Erigeron canadensis
Lineage: Eukaryota; Viridiplantae; Streptophyta; Magnoliopsida; Asterales; Asteraceae
Product: dnaJ-related protein SCJ1
Exons: 5
Coding region: 138-572 (144 amino acids)
Cellular component (GO): nucleus; cytoplasm
Source: RefSeq, a predicted model, not a curated record
ACCGUCGGGAAACCCACCCACCAUUUCACUAAACAAACAAAUUUAUCAUCUUUCUGCCGCCGCAUCUCUCUCUCCCUCUCAUUUAUUUCCGUCGCUAAAUUAACAAAACCAGCCUUACUAAUAAAAAAAUAAUAAUAAUGAGAUGGGAAGAAUUGGAAGGCGAUUCUACUAAUCACAAUAGCAACCAAGAAGCAGCAGAAGAAGAAUAUAAUAAUAAUGAUACGUCUUAUCUCAAUUUCGAUUACCUCUCUCUCAUUUCUAAACCCAAGGAUUACUAUCGAAUAUUAGAGGUGGAUUAUGAAGCUACUGAUGAUGAAAUUCGUUCCAAUUUUAUUCGUUUAGCUCUGAAAUGGCAUCCAGAUAAGCAAAAAGGAGGAGAGGAUAGUGCCACAUCUAAGUUUCAAGAAAUCAAUGAAGCUUACCAAGUUCUGAGUGAUCCUAUUCGCAAAGAAGAGUAUGACAAGAAAGGAAUGCUAUAUCUUUACGAUUACAACAUUGUUGAUUACCUUAACCGUUACAAGGGCCUCAUCUUAACAUGCAACGGCCUUGGGAUGAAGACCUCCAUCUUAUGAGACAGGGGCUUGGUACAUAUGGUUACACCCUUGAGGCAGUCGAUCUGCUGGCGGUGCAGGUGCACUAGUCAUGGAUAUGCAGUUUUAGAUUGAUUAUUGCUGCAACUAUGAUGUAAAGCUUUGUAUCACUGCUGUCAACUUUGUAUUAUGGUUAAAAGCUCAACACCCUUUUCCACAUAUGCCUUAUCUAGAGUAGGAAUUGGCAAAUACAAAUGUUACAGUAAUACUUAGGAUUUGUUGAAAGAUUGCUCUGGGAAAGGAUUUACCUUGUAUGUGAGUUGGUGUUUGAUUGCCUGUGCAUACUUUUCAUUUUA